UUCCAUUGUAAGGAAACAAAACCAAUGCAAGUCAACGGACACCACUGUUCUUCGGUUACCGACAUUCUUUAAAAUAUCUUCUUUUGUCCGAAGAAAGUCAUACAGGUUUGAAAUGACAAGAGGGUGUGUAAAUGAUGACAGAAUUUAGAUUUUUGGGCGAACUAUCACUUUAACCAACUAUCCCAUUGAUGUAAAUUAGCACUUUGUCAUUUUAUUGGCCAUUUAUUGGAUCAAGUCUUACUAUUAACGCUGACAAUAGACUCUACUACAAUCAAACAUGUUAGUUUAAAAGGUGUUUAUUUGUAUCUGUUUGUGUGUUUGUAGCACUUAUCACCUCUCUAGUUCUGUGUCCCGUCUCUGGCCUGCUGUUAUCAUCUUCUCUCGAUAGUACUUUAAGAUGCUGGAGGCUAGACAUUGGAGACCAGGUCCAGGUUGUGUCUGUUCCUAAUGGGUACAUGCCUCCCCUGGCCAUGGGGGGUCCUGACAGUUCUGGUACCUUCUUUUCAUACUCCUCGAACAGUGUGGAUCUCUGGACCUUAAACUGUCUUUAUAAUCUGCACUGCAGAAUGGACGGAGCCCUGGGAGGACCUAUCCGUCAAAUCUCGACCCCACCAUGCCCUCCUUCCCUCCCAGCAUGUGCACUUUGUAUUCAAGGAAACAGCAAUGUUACAAUUGUCGCAACCGAGACAGGCGAAGUGCUCACAAGAUUCCAAGCCAAGGGACGAAUAAGGUGUGCUGAUUACUGUGUGCCUAAGGAAAUAUUACUGGUCCUCACUGAGGACAGGGUCGUCACUAUUUUAAGUACCAUGACCAAUCCAGUAACUCCCCUUGAUGAGUGGCACAAGAUAGAGCAAUGGGAUUGGCCAGGUGGGCAAGUGAAGGCAAAUAUAGGCAAGGUAUGCUGCAUGGUAUUAUACAGUAAGAUUAUAGAUACACAAAGUGCACUGGAAGAAUGGAAAUCCCUGCAAAUGCAGAAAGCACACAAGCCAAAGAAGAUCAAACUUAAUGCAAAAAACAGAUUUCUGGUUAUACUGGGACAUUGUGGUGGUUGUGUAUCUGUGCUCAAUAUGCAUUCGGGCAAAGUCUUGUACAGAAUCCCUGCUCACAACAACCAAGAUAUCACGAGCAUACAGGCAUAUCCUGACAGUGGCUACCUACUGACUACAGGUGAAGAUAAAGCUCUACUGGUUUGGAAUGUGUCUCCAUCUCUACAGUAUUUAAGUCUCUAUUUUAGUGUGUGCUGUGAUCUGCCUCCUGUUCGGUCGGCACUGAUGGGAACCCAGCUCAUCCUCGCUUUACAAAAUCCAGAGAAUGACAUCUGUAGCCUGGUGCAAUACAGCCUGGAGAGCCAGAGGCGAUCUGACCACCAACCCAAUGAUGACCAUCAUCACAAAAUUACAGGUCUUUGUGCAUGUCAUCAGCUAAAUGUGUUUGCGUCAAGCAGUCAGGAUGGGACUGUACAGAUCUGGGAUAAAGAAAAUCGCCUUCUCAGAAUUCUUCAGCUGAAUGCAGAGCCUGAGUGUUUGGCAUACUGUGAAGAGAGUGGAGAUCUGCUGUUAGGGAUAACUGGAGAUCUCUAUAGAAUCUCCUACACGCAGCUACAUUCUAAGAGAAAUGACAAAUGGGAUUCAGACUCUGACCUACCCACGUCCUGGAUACCAACCAAGAGCUAUAAAUGCAGGAAAGAGAAUUGUGUUGCUAAAAAGGACAGUCCUGAAAGGCUAAAAGACACAUGCAUGCUGGACUUUGGAGCACUGAUGGCAAGACAUAAAGAUCUGGAAUCCUUGCGAAAAGGAGAGGUUGAAUGCAAGAAGAGAAAACCAGCCACCAUACAAACCAAACAAGAGGCGUUCAAUAACUACAUGCGUCUAAUGUACAUGAAACCCCCUGAUAUAAAAAUUCCAGAAGAAGAUAUGUUUGAUGUGAAUGCUGAACUCUUUCCACCUAAACUUCCUGAGCUCUGUCCCCUGACUCCUCCAUCAUUCCCAGAGGGCUUCUUCCCCAACCACAGAAUGGCCAAGAGACUGCAUUCCUCUAAUAAACAGACCACACAGGCUCCACUCGGUUUCAUCCCUAACUCUGUGCUGGUAGGACAACUAUGGCCUGAUAUCAAGGUGGAGAAAGUCAUUCCACACACAAACAGGUGGAGACUUCGUCUUGACCUGGGAUGUGAUGGAGAAGAGAGCAAACCAGAUGAAGUGCAAAUCUUGUAUAAUGAAGAGGAGGAGAAGGAAGAGGAAGAGCCUGACAUGCCUUAUCUUACACCCAUCACUGAAACUCCACCUGAGAAGGAGAACCUUCAUCCACCCCCACCAGUGGUAAAGAAAGUCAUAUACCCUGUUAAGCCACCAAAACCCCUUCCUCCAAUAAAGCAUCCUACACCCCCUCCUACCCUUCCCUCACCCACUCCUGUUUCACCUUCACCUUCACCCACCCCUAUCCCAUCCUCACCUGUCUCACCCUCUCUACCCAAACAGCCCACUACCUUACCCCCUCCACCUGCCUCCUCACAUCUACCCGCGUUCCUACUGCAGUUUGUGGAUGAGCAGUGGUUUCAGAAGAUGUUUCCUGAUCUGAGUUGCAUUUCAAGUUCACUAAACCCCAAGGAUUUCUGCUUGCAUUUGCUGGACUUCAUAAUCCGUUCCAGCAUGUCUCAGAAGCAAAGCAUUCUCAAUGCACUACUUCAACUAAUACAACAGGAAGUGUUAAGCAAAGAAUCACUUAGCAGAGCAUUGCUGGUUUGCCUGCAAAACUGCAUUCACACAAACAUGUCAAGGGAGGAACAGCAUUUUGUUGGUGAACUGCUGAAUUUGAUGGUGCAUGUGCGUCCUGGCAGCUUCGACACAAUUGUGGAGCUACUCGCCAUCUUAGCAGAUAAAAAAGUUGAUCUUCAGGGUUUAAUUCUGUGUGUGCUGCAGAGGUUGGGUGUAGAGGAUGCUGAGAUGUGGUUAUGUCCAGAACUAGAGCACUGGAACACUCUGACAAAAGAUGAGCCUAAGCAGCACCAGAGUCUUCGAGACAUGGCCGCCCACUGGCUGUCUACAUGGACCAGAAAGUACAAGGUGCACAGUGGGUCAGUGUUCCUGCACAGUAAAGGAAUAAAGAGUGUGAUCACUCCCAUAGAGGUGCUUCAAUAUUUCUGUUCUGUACAAAAGAACAAACAGGCUCGAGCCCCACCCCCUCCACCUGAGGGCAGGAAAGACACUGUAUUGGUGGCUUCUAGCUUACCUAGACUGAAGCGUAUACAGCGCCUGGGAGAGACAUACAGCAUGUCUAGGAUACGUGAGCCUCAAGGACAUCUGCUGCCACCAUUGCAAUAUCGACCACAGCUGAUGGGUUUCACACGGUUCCUCUCUCUACCAACAGCUUAUGUCACACUUUCUCCAUUCCCCUUUUCCCUGGACUUUCGGUACUCAAAAAAGCUCUUACCACACAAAUACUUCUUCCUGGAUCGCUCUUACGUACAGUAUUACAGAUAGAAUCAAGUUAAGAUAGAAUCUUAAAAUACAUAGAUAGCAGGAUACGAAUAACAUGAAAUAAUUAUCACCUGAUUCAGAAGACACUUCCGCCUGUCAUGCUGCUGCAUACAUGGUUGUUGUUUUCUGCAAAACAUUUAAAAAAAAGAUGCUAAGUGUGAAGUGUGAGAAUUUAUGUUUUAACAGAUGAAUA
Triplophysa rosa is the source of this 3669-nucleotide messenger RNA. RefSeq lists its product as uncharacterized. Lineage: Eukaryota; Metazoa; Chordata; Actinopteri; Cypriniformes; Nemacheilidae. The transcript is spliced from 18 exons. The coding region runs from base 456 to 3479 and encodes 1007 amino acids. Gene Ontology annotation, molecular function: protein binding. The record is from RefSeq and is a predicted model, not a curated record.